This is a messenger RNA of Misgurnus anguillicaudatus (oriental weatherfish), 1352 nucleotides long. RefSeq names its product clathrin, light chain A (gene clta). Gene Ontology annotation, molecular function: clathrin heavy chain binding; structural molecule activity. NCBI's taxonomy places the organism in Eukaryota, Metazoa, Chordata, Actinopteri, Cypriniformes, Cobitidae. Gene Ontology annotation, biological process: intracellular protein transport; clathrin-dependent endocytosis. Gene Ontology annotation, cellular component: postsynaptic endocytic zone cytoplasmic component; clathrin coat of trans-Golgi network vesicle; plasma membrane. The record is from RefSeq and is a predicted model, not a curated record.
UUAAGCACCUCCCCCGCUGACAUUGGAGCCGUCGACGAGGAAGACACAGCAGAGCGAUUUGUGUUCCAAGCGUUCUCGAUCUGAACAAAUUUAGUUAGCCAUGGAUGAUUUUGAUAUGCUGAGUGCCCCACAGGGAAACGGGGGAAACGGCGUGGGGGCGGACGAAGACCCAGCGGCGGCGUUUCUGGCCCAGCAAGAGAGCGAGAUCGCGGGCAUUGAAAAUGACGAGGGCUUCAGCAUCCUGGACAGCGGAGAUGUGCCUUCAUCCCUGAGCCAGGACUUGGACGGUGGAGCAAUUAAUGGAGAUCUGCAUGGGGAGAGUAAUGGUCCUUCAGAUGUUUACGCUGCCAUCUCAAGUGUAGACCGAUUACAGGCCGAGCCAGAGAGCUUGAGGAAGUGGAGAGAGGAGCAACAGGAACGACUGGAGCAGCUCGAUGCUAACUCGCGUAAGCAGGAGGUGGAGUGGAAGGAGAAGGCAAAGCUGGAGCUGGAGGAGUGGCACACCAGGCAGAACGAACAGCUGGAGAAGACCAAAGUCAACAACAGGGUGCUGGAUGAAGAUUUCUACAAACAACCCUUCGCUGAUCUGAUUGGUUAUGUCACUCACAUUAACCAUCCUUGCUACCGCCUAGACCAGGCGGCCGAGGAAGCCAUGGUGUCGGAGCUGGAUGAGAACAGUCCCGGCACGGAAUGGGAGCGCGUGGCGCGUCUCUGCGACUUUAACCCCAAGUCUAGCAAGCAGGCGAAGGACGUCUCCCGCAUGCGCUCCGUCCUCAUCUCUCUCAAACAGACCCCGCUGGUCCGCUAAGCUCCACCUCUCACCGAAUCACAGCUAGCGGGUCUCACGACAUCGAUUUCUGUGUUUGUGAAUUCGUACUGCUGUGGUCCCAGAUCGAAUUCCAUAUAUAAAUAAUCUAUAUUAUAUUAUUACAUAAUAUGAUAUGGGUGUAUCUAUAUAUGUUUAUAUAUACAUAUAUAUUUCAUCUAUAAAUAUAUACAUAUAUAACGAUGUUCAGAUUGUUUUUAUUUUUGGUGUCUAUUUUAAGGACCAAACUCCACAAUGUGUUCAUUUUUCCGUUUAGAGACCGUGUGUGGUAUUGUGACACUAUCGAUCUAUGCAUUUCCCUUCUAUUCUGUCGGGGAAUAAAGUACUAACUGUCUUGUGUUUGUUGUAUACAGAUGGUGGAUAUAUCCUAUGUGUGUGUGACUAUGUACAUAAAGAUCGGUCCUCCGUACAUUUCAGUGUGUGAGAUAAUGGCACAAGUUUUCAAAGAUCAGAGUUGUACCACAGUAAACGCUGACCCGUGUUGUCCAUUCUGUUUCAGUAUGAAUAAACUCAUGUGAAAUGUUAA